Molecule: messenger RNA, 1244 nt
Organism: Durusdinium trenchii
Lineage: Eukaryota; Dinophyceae; Suessiales; Symbiodiniaceae
Source: the annotation of a GenBank genome assembly
AGAACAAGCAGAUCCACCCCCCAAAAAUACCUGAACGCUUCGCCUCGGUCGAAGACCUCAUCCCGAUCCCGAAUCGGGAUCCCGCGCCACCGACCCUUCAACCCUUCACGGCACACACAUGGACAUGGACCGCCGUCCACGGCCGAGACGGCGCUGCGCAAGAAGUCGACGUCCUGGACGCUGCCGCCUCCCUGGCCCCGGGUGGAGGAUUAUGCGUCUUGCCGCCUCAUUGAUAGCUGCCGGAUUGCGCAUGCGUUUCGAGAUCGACGGGUGGUGGUCAUCCUCGGAGAGCAGGGCAUGGGCAAAACGGCCAUGUGUCGUGAAUUCUGCGGUCACUUCUCAGCUCCGGGCCGGCUCUUCGCUGAUCGGGUGGUCUUGCUGGACGAGGCGGACUUCAAGUCCACAGAGAUGGUUCCAGACAAGCUCAAGUAUGUGUCCAGCGUGAUCUUCAAGAAAAUCGAUGAGAAGGUCGUUCAGUCGGGCCUCAACUCAAGCACAUCAAUGGUUGAAGCCUUACAUCAGCUGGACCGCCUUGGAUUCUGGCUACUUGUGGUGGAUGGCCUGUCAGAGAUUGCAGAUCUGGGUCCCGAGAUCAUCCUCUCCCUGGAUUCCGUUCUGAGCACGUCGGGCGCCAUGAAACUGCUGCUCACCUCGCGGACACGGCCGUCUUUGGAGCGCGCGGGCUCCGGCGGCGGAUUUCGGGCUGGGAAGGCCGUGGAGCUUCCGGUGUCGCCCUUGCCACCCACCGCAGCAGCCGAACUCUUCUUCCGCAGGGCCAAGAGGCCCCUCUAUCCUCAAGACUUCGACUCGGUGGUCACCGUGACACAGCCCUUGCAGUACGAGCCCAGCAUCCUGGAGAGGCUGGCUGCCAGCCCGUUGCUCCACAUUCUUGGAGGCAUCCCCGGACGCCUGGCUGACGCGGCUGCGCUGGUGAAUAGCGAAUUGAACUCCUUGCUCCAACAUCCGGCCCUGCCAGCUGACUGGAACAUUGUCGACAGUGCUGAUGCAAUGGAUUUGGAACUACAACCAGUGGGACCCUAAACUUCACGAAGAUCACCCUCAGGAGGACAACUUCUUCGGCUUUCGCGCACCAGCUUGACCGCCGCCCUGUGCGCCCUCGCGGACCCUCGCGGACGCGGCGACACGAACGCCGGCGCGGCCGGUGGAAGGAUGGCGCGAUGAGGUUUCCUGAAGCGAAGGAUGACACCGGAUGCAGUGACACUUGGGGGAGUCCCAACAUCUGC